Molecule: messenger RNA, 11694 nt
Organism: Haliaeetus leucocephalus (bald eagle)
Lineage: Eukaryota; Metazoa; Chordata; Aves; Accipitriformes; Accipitridae
Gene: MYO15A
Product: myosin XVA
Exons: 68
Coding region: 1-10896 (3631 amino acids)
Cellular component (GO): cytoskeleton; myosin complex
Molecular function (GO): cytoskeletal motor activity; protein binding; ATP binding
Source: RefSeq, a predicted model, not a curated record
AUGGUUGGCAAGAAGGGGGAGCCCAAAAAGGAUGCAGAGGCCAAGGGGAAGGGGGGCAAAGGGAAAGGGAAGGAUGGCAAGAAGGGCAAGAAGGAGGCACCCGGCGAGUCGGAGGAGACCUCGGAUGCGGAGCUGCUGAAGGCGGAGGAGAGCGAGGAGAUGGAGGCGGUGGAGGAGGAGAAGGACGAGGCGGCGGCAGCUGCGGAGGAGCCCAAGAAGGGGAAGGGGAAGGGGAAGAAGGGGGAGGAGGCGGUGGUGCCGAAGGCCCGGGUGAAGCGGAGCCUCCGCAGCACCUCGAAGCUCUUCCUGGGCUUCAAGAAGCUGGGGUUGCAUCGGCCCAAGAAGGGGCAGUUCAAGAACACGUCCCGCUUCUUCUGGGGGCUGCAGAAGAGCAGCACCAAGAAGAGGAAGAAGAAGAAGAACAAGGCGGUGCUCAAGUCCACCUCCAACCUAAUGGUUCGCUUCAAGCGCGUGGGCAAGAAGAGGAAGGAGGCGGCCGGUAGCUCCCCGCCGGCGAAGCCAUCCUUCCUGCUGCUGCGGCGGGGCGGGCAGGCGGCCGAGGACGGCGCGUCCCUCUUCCGCCGGCGCCCGGAAAGGAAAUUCAAGCCGCGGGCGCAGGUGCUGAGCAAGGCGGCCUCUGCCACGGGCUGGCUGGCCAGGAAGGUCCUCUCCCGGCGUGGGCGGCUGGCGGGGGGCGGCCGGGCGGCCGACGCGGCCUGGCUCUCCCGUAUCGGUGCCAGGAAGCUGCCGUUCCCCGCAGAAGACGAGAUCCUCAGGCACCGGGCCAACAUGAAGCGGAUCCCCAGCAGCAGCGGGCUGUUGGCCCACAGCGCCGGGCGGCACGGCAGCGUGGUGCAGCGUCUGUCCCGUCGGGGCUCGCAGCACGCGCCCGCGGAGCCGCCGGUGCCGCGCUAUGGGUGGGCCGAGGAGGAGGACGGAGCCUACAGCCGCCGGCGUGGCUACGGCAAGGAGGAGGAUGGAACCUAUGGCUCCCGCCGUGGCUACGCCAAGGAGGAAGACGGAGCCUACAGCCCCCCACAUGGCUACGCUGAGGAGGAUGAAGCUUACGGCCCCUGGUGUCGCUAUACCGAGGAGGAUGAUGGAGCCUAUGGCCCCCGGCACAGCUACGCUGAGGAGGAGGAAGGCUACAUCCAAACUCCAGUCUACCCAGCGGGGUACGGCUUCGAGGACGCAGCGCUGACCCCCUACGCUGACUACCCCGGCUAUGAGACAGAGGAAGAGUAUGGCUUCUAUGGGGGGUUUUGGGAGGAGGGUGACCCGCCGGGGCACCCCUACGGCUACGCAGAGCUCGAGGAUGAGGGGCCGCUCACCAGCGGGUCCCCCCUUGCCCUCUACGACCCUUACGGCAGCGACCCUGAGUACGGCGAAGAGGCAGUGGGGCCCUUUGGCUACAGCGGGGACCCCUACGAGGACUUAGGGGACCCCCUCGCCGAGAGGUACCUGGGGGGCGAAUACCCUGAGCAUCGCAUCCAGUACAGUGAGGGGGGGUGGGCACCGCAUGCCCAGUCCUCGUGCAACCCCUACGCCCUGGCCCUGGAGGAGAUUGCCGAGGCUGAGGAGCCCGAGGAGUGGGAGGAAGAGGAGGAAGAGGACAAGGAGUACCCCUUCUCCAUCCUCAGCGCCUCCUCGCUCCGGGGCAUGCGGGAGACGCUCUCCUCCAAGCUCUCCCUCAAUAGGAAAUUCAGGCUCUUCCCCCGGCCCCAGGUCAAGCUUUUCGGCAGGGACCGCCUGGACGUCCCCCUCUUGCCGUCCCCCCACCUGCCCGCUGCCCGUGACGAGGACGACUACGACGAGUACGAGCCACCGCCGGCAGCCCCCAGCCCCGCAGCAUCCCCGGGACACCGGGUUUCGGCAGCGCGGGCGUGUGGGAGCCCUUUGGGGCAGUUCCUCCAGCGCUCCCUCUCGCAGCCCCCCAGCCGCCCGCCACAGGGUGCGGGGGGAUUUCGGGACCCCUGCACCCCCCAGCCUUCAUACAGGCGCUCCGGCCGCAGGCUGGCAGGGAUGGAGACCACCGGCUCGGGGGCCCGGGACCCUCCACCCCGAGCAUCUCCAGCCAGGGACCCUUCCGCACUGGGAGGGCCCUGGGGGCAGCCCCCUUCCCGAGAUCUGGGGGCUGCACGGCGGCCGUCGCUCCGUAACCCCUUUGCCAACCCUGGGCGCUCCCCAUCGCCGCCGCCAGCCCAGCAGCGCCCCGGCAGCACGCGGGGCGAGGGGCCACGACGAUCCCCCUCCCUCAGGGCCAGCCUCCGGCGGUUCGGCCCUGAGCCCCCUGCCCCUCUGCUGGCUGCCCCCCACUCGCCGGGACCAGUGGGGAGCUGUUUGGGGGUGCCCACGGUGGGGUCAGGGAGACCCUUGUCCCCGCGACCGUCGCGGCGGAGCAGCCCCCCUGGGCUACCGCUCCCCCAGGCUUGGCCCCGGCUUCCCGAGCCCCCCACCAAGGCUGUGAAGCCGCUGCAGAGGACCCCCUUCCUGGCACUGACCCCCCACCCUGGCAGCCGCCGUCUUGGCCCCCCUGGCCCCUCCUGGGACGAGGAGCUGCCCCCCUGGCAGGGUGCCAUGCGGGGUCUUGCCGGGGUGCCCCCCCCACCCAGCUCUGCUCCCGGCACCCCCAAAACCUUCAUCCAGCGCAUCGGGCAACCCCUUGCCGGGAUGGCCCCCCGUUCCCCCCCAGCGAGGCCGUCUCCGGCUGAAGCGAGGGGCCGCAGCCCCUCCCCAGGGCGCUCUGUGGGUCAGUCGCUGGCAUCACUGCUCAUGGGGAGCAUGGCCCGCUCCGAAACACCCCCAUCCCCACCUCCCACCCGCCAUCCCUCCUCCCGCUCGCCCUCCUCUGCCCGGCCCCCAUCCCGGCGCGACGGGAGCGCCCGCAGAUCGCCGAGCCCACCGGCAGGGCGCCGGGGUUGGACCGACGCCGGGCGCCCCAAACUCCCUUCCAACCCACGAGACAACCGGAGCCCCUCACCGCAGCGUCGUGCCGCUUUCCCGGCACCCCACCGCGGUCGAAGCCCCGGUUCGCCUGUAGCCCCCCGCCACAACACUCGUGCCCCAGGGCCGGCGGAGACUGUCGAGGGCGAUGGGGGGGCCGGGGAGGAGGGCGCAGGACGCUACGCGGUGGUGACGCCGCAGGUGCAGAGGUUGGGUUCCUUCCGACGGGCAUCCCGCAUGUACAAGCAGCACUGGUCCACGCAACACGUCGUGCGGGUGCGGGAGAUGCCCGACGCCUGGACGGCCGAGCAGGGUCUUCCCCGGCAGCCCACCCAACGCGGCCGGCGGUGGGCGAGUCAACGGGGAGCCGACAUCGCCCGAUAUCUCAGCCGGCGUUCGCCGGCGGGCGGCUGGCGGGACAGGCACCCCUGGGCGGACGGGUACCUGGGCACCAAGCAGCCCUGGCGCAGCAAGAUGCAGUCGCUGUGCAGCCUGCCCAUUGUGCGGUACCAGGAGCCGCAGGAGGAGGACGGGCUGGAGGACAUGACCCAGCUGGAGGACCUCCAGGAGGCCGCGGUGCUGAGCAACAUCCGGACGCGGUUCGAGCGCCAGCUCAUCUACACCUACAUCGGCAGCAUCCUGGUGUCGGUGAACCCGUACCGGCUCUACAACAUCUACGGGACGGAGCAGGUGCUGCAGUACGAAGGCAGAGCCCUGGGCGAGAACCCACCGCACCUCUUUGCCAUCGCGAACGUCGCCUACUCCAAAGUGAUGGAUGCCAAACACAACCAGUGUAUCAUCAUCAGUGGGGAGAGCGGCUCGGGGAAGACCGAAGCCACCAAGCUGAUCCUGCGCUACCUGGCAGCCGUCAGCCAGAAACGCAGCAGUGCCCCGCAGAUAGAGAUCCUGGAGGCGACCCCCUUGCUGGAAUCCUUCGGCAACGCCAAAACCGUGAGGAACGACAAUUCCAGCAGGUUUGGGAAAUUUGUGGAAAUCUUUCUGGAGGACGGCUUGAUCUGCGGUGCCAUAACCUCGCAGUACCUGCUGGAGAAGUCCCGUGUCGUCUUCCAGGCCAAGAGCGAGCGCAACUAUCACAUCUUCUAUGAGAUGCUGGCAGGGCUGCCCGCCCAGCAGCGGCAGCGGUACUGCCUGCAGGGCGCCGAGACCUACUACUACCUGAACCAGGGUGGGAACUGCGAGAUCCCCGGCAAGGACGACGCGGAGGAUUUCCGUCGGCUGCUCAACACCAUGGAGGUGCUGAGCUUCAGCAUGGAGGAGCAGAACAGCAUCUUCCGCAUCCUCUCCUCCGUCCUCCACCUGGGCAACGUCUACUUUGAAAAAUACGAGACCGACUGCCAGGAGGUCGCCACGGUGGUGAGCGCCACGGAGAUCCGGACGGUGGCUGAGCUGCUGCAGGUCUCCCCUGAGGGCCUGCAGAAAGCCAUCACCUUCAAGGUGACGGAAACGCUGCGGGAGAAGAUUUUUACCCCUCUGACUGUCGAAAGCGCCGUGGAUGCCAGGGAUGCCAUUGCCAAGACCCUCUACUCCCUGCUCUUUGGCUGGCUAACGGACCGCAUCAACAAGCUGGUGUACCCACGGCAGGAGGCCCUCUCCAUCGCCAUCCUGGACAUCUAUGGCUUUGAGGACCUUAACUUCAAUAGCUUUGAGCAACUAUGCAUCAACUAUGCCAACGAGUACCUGCAGUUCUUCUUCAACAAGAUCGUCUUCCAGGAGGAGCAGGAGGAGUACCUCCGGGAGCAGAUCGAGUGGAAGGAGAUCCCCUUCAGCGACAACCAGCCCUGCAUUGACCUCAUCUCCCAGAAACCCUAUGGCAUCCUCCGCAUCCUCGAUGACCAGAGCUGCUUCCCCCAGGCCACUGACCACACGUUCCUCCAGAAGUGUCACUACCACCACGGGACAAACCCACUGUACACCAAGCCGAAGAUGCCACUGCCUGAGUUCACCAUCAAGCACUAUGCGGGGAAGGUGACCUACCAGGUUCACAAGUUUUUGGAUAAAAACUACGACCAGGUCCGUCAGGACGUGCUGGACCUGUUCAUCAGUAGCAGGACCAAGGUGGUGGCCAAUCUCUUCUUCGGCCAUGCCCAGGUGAUGGCACGGCAGAGGAGCCUGGUUAAGAGGAGCAGCACCAGGACGCGGCGGUACAAGGCACCCACCGUGGCUGCCCGGUUCCAGCAGUCGCUCCUGGACCUGGUGGAAAAGAUGGAGAGGUGCAACCCCUUCUUCGUGCGCUGUCUCAAACCCAACAACAAAAAGGAGCCGGGGCUCUUCGAGGCCGACGUGGUCAGCAGCCAGCUGCGGUACUCGGGGAUCCUGGAGACCAUCCGCAUCCGCAAGGAGGGCUUCCCCAUCCGCAUCCCCUUCCUUGUCUUCAUUGACAGGUACCGCUGCCUUGUCGACAUGUGGUCCAACGUCAUUCCCAAUGGGACCAACUGUGUGGAGAUGCUGAGGAACCUCUGCCCCGUCAGCCCCAGCAUGUACUACGUUGGCGUCAGCAAGCUCUUCCUGAAGGAGCAACUGUACCAGGCGCUGGAGAGCAAGCGAGCCCGUGCCCAUCACCUGGCUGCGCUCACUCUCCAGCGCUAUGCUCGCACCUUCUUCAUCAAGAGGCGCUUUCGCUCCCUCCGCCGAAAGAUCGUCCUCCUGCAGAGCCGGGCGCGGGGUUACCUGGCCAGGCAGCGGUACCGGCGCAUGCGGCACACGCUCAUCAAGUUCAGGUCGCUGGUGCACAUCUACGUGAACCGCCGGCGGUACCUCAAGAGGAAGGAGGAUGCCCGCCGGCGCGCGGCGGAGGAGAAGGAGAGGAUGAAGCAGGAGCUGACGAGGAGGGAGGUGGUGGACGUCACCCACCUGGAGAUCCCGGCCGAGCUGAUGGGGCUGCUGGAGGCUGCCGCAGCCGCCCGGGAGGUGAACGCCGGCUGUGUGGUCCUGGUGCCACCGCCGGCACUGCAGCCCGACUCCCAGCUCACCCUCCCGCUCGACAUCAAUGACUACCCCAUGGCCAAGUACGUGCGGGGCCAUUUCCAGGAACCGGCAUUCGGGAUGCUGACGGCCCCGCUGGCAGCCCCCCUCACCCGGCUGGAUGAGGAGCUGUGCCACGAGGCGCUUAGCCUCUUCCAGCUGAUCCUGCGGUUCAUGGGGGACCCGGGGCUGGGCGGCCCACAGGAGACCCUCUUCGGCAACUACAUCGUGCAGAAGGGGCUGUCGGCGCCAGGGCUGCGGGAUGAGCUCCUGGCGCAAGCCGCCAACCAGGUCUGGCGUAACACCAACGUCAACAAUGAGGAGCGGGGCUGGCUGCUGCUGGCUGCCUGCCUCAGCGCUUUCCCCCCCUCCACCGCCUUCGACAAGUACCUGCUCAAGUUUGUCUCCGACUAUGCCUUUGCCGGCUACAAGCCGGUGUGCCAGCGCAAGCUGAUGCACGCCAUGGCACAGUCGCGGCUGGGCGCCGCGGCCGCCCGCGCCUACCCACCCUCGUUGCUGGAGUGGACGGCGAACCGGCAGCAAGCCAGCAUGGCUCUCGACCUCUACUGCUUCAACGGUGACCAGUUCUCCUGCCCCAUCCACUCCUGGAGCACGGGCGAAGACCUGGCAGGGGAUGUCCUGAAGUACAGGGGACUGGCAGAGGGCUGGCGUGGCUGGUCCGUGGCCAUGAAGGCAGGUGCCCAGUGGGCCGAGCUGGCUGGCCAUGACUAUGUCCUGGACCUCGUCUCCGACCUUGAGCUGCUCCAGGGCUUCCCCAAACAGAAGUCCUGCUUCCUCGUCGCAUGGGAGGGGGCUGAGAGCCACGGCAGGGACAGCCAGGCGGUGCUGGGACACGGCUUGGAUUUGGAUGAAGUGCCUCCUCCCCCAGCCGUGAAAGCUCCCACACUGCCAUCCACAGAGGUGUACCACCCCCAUGCAGAUGGGGAAUUUGGGGAGCCGCGCAGCCAGAAGGGUCUGGACCGCUACCUGGACAGCCUCUUCGACCCCGUGCUCUCCUACGGCAAUGGGGAGCUGGAGAAGCCGGCCGCCAUCUCACAGAGGAUGAAGGGAGGAGGUGGUGUGGGAGGGGGGGACGGCGGCGGUGAUGCCGAGCGGACCGGACCCCCUGUGCCUGCAGAGAUGCGUCAGCCAAGGGGCACGGAGCCAGCUCCAUCCCCGCAGUGCCGUGCAGAUGCCAACCAGCCGCCUGGGCCCCCGGGCAGAGCAGCGGAGGGGACGCCAGCCCGUGCCCCCCAGCCCCGGCCCUACGUGCAGAAAGCCGCACCUGUGGGUCGGCGGUGGCCGGGCGAGGUGGUACGGCAUUCCCGGCUCAACUCAGAGCAAUUCCCACGGCCCACGCACGACAUCCGCAAUAUCAUCCGGCAGUGCCAGCCGGCCCCACGCGGCUCCCAGCCCCCCAGCAAGCUCUUUGGGAAGAAGCUGGACCCCCAUGAAGAAGCCAUGCAGAUCCUGAAGGAGCAGCUCUCGGCAGCCCAGGUGCCGGCGGCUGUGGGGCCCAAGGAGACGGUGGCUGCGGUGAAGCCGGUCACCAGCGGCAAGUACCAGCUGCAAACGCCGAUGGGGCGUCCGGCGGCCACUCGGCCCCCAGUCUCUGUCUCACGGGAGCUCCCGUCCGAGGGGCAGCAGGUCCAGACCCAGCUGCACCGGAGCUGCAGUGAGGACUUCUACACCUACCACAACGUGCCCUGGAAGAUAUACAUCCGCAAGGAGGUUUUCUACCCCAAGGACAGCAUCAACAACCCACUGCUGCUCGACCUCAUCUUCAGGCAGAUCUUCAACGACACGCUUUCCGACACUUGCAUCCGGAUCAGCCAGGAGGAGCGGCUCCACUUGAAAUCCCUCUUUGCGGCAAACAAGCUGGACUCCUUCAGCCCUGUGGCCACCGAAAGCGUCAAGAGGGAGAUCAUUGCUGCGGCCCGGGACAACUGCGAGGUGUAUUUCUCACGUCUCUUCCCCGCCACGGGCAGCGUGGGGACGGGCGUGCAGAUCCUGGCUGUGUCCCAUGCCGGCAUCAAGCUGCUGCGGCUGGUGAAGGGCACCAACGUCCCCGGGGAGCAGCUGCGGGUGCUGCGGGCGUAUAGCUACGCCGACGUGCUGUUCGUGACCACCCCAUCCAGAAACAUGCUGGAGUUCAACCUGCGCAGCGAGAAGCUCAUCCUUUUCUCCCCCAAAGCCCCCCAGGUCAAGGCCAUGGUCGACCACUUCAUCACGGAGCUCAGGAAGGACUCCCAGUACGUGGUGGCCGUGAGGAACUACAGCCCAGAGGACGGGGACCAGCUCAGCUUCCACAAAGGGGACAUCAUCCACCUGCAGCCGCUGGAGUGCCCCGAGAGAGACCACUACUAUGGCUGCGUGGUCCGCAAGAAGGUGAUGUACCUGGAGGAGCUGAAGACGGGCACCCAGGAUUUUGGGUGGAAGUUCGGGGCCAUCCACGGCAGGUCGGGGCUCUUCCCCGCCGAGUAUGUCCAGCCUGUCGCGGCCCCCGACUUCGUCCAUUUGCCAGCGGAGAAGAAAGAGGAGCCCAGAGACAAGCAGGGCAAGGUGGCAGCUUCGGCGGCCGUGGCCGUGGCCGUGGCUUCCACCGCCGUGGCCCAGGAGUUGGACCGGAAAACUGAGGUGUCCCCUGCCAGCACUGCCUUUGCGGAGGGUCCAGAAGGAGACAGCAGCGAGCAGCUCAUGGCCGGUGCCGGGACCUGUCCCAUUUUGGCCUUUGCCCGGCGGUAUUUCCGUGCCGCGCGGCACGGGACCACGGACUCCUGCGGGACGAAGGCCAAGAACGUGCUGGAGAUGCUGACGUUCACCAAGACCCCUAUCCAGGAGUCGCUCAUUGAAUUCGUGGAUGGUGGCAUCAGCAAACUGGCCGCCGAGGCUUUCCAAGCCGUGAUGAAGUUCAUGGGUGACCACCCUCUGCGGGGGCAGACGGAGCUGGAUGCUGUCUGCACCAUCCUCAAGCUGUGCGCAGAGCACGAGGUCCUGCGGGACGAGGUAUACUGCCAGAUCAUCAAGCAGGUCACCAACAACACCAGCUCCAAGCCGGACAGCUGCCAGAAGGGCUGGAGGCUGCUCUACAUCCUCGCCGCCUACUACAAGUGCUCUGAGGUGCUCAGGCCCUUCCUCCUGGCAUUCCUGCAGGAUGCCAGCAGGCACCCGGAGCUGCCUUGCCAAGGCAUCGCCAAAGCCUGCGAGCAAAACCUGCGGAAAACCCUGCAGUUUGGCGGUCGCAGCCUCUUCCCCAGCAGCACGGAGCUCAGGGCCAUGGUGGCUGGACGCAGCGCCAAGCGCCAGCUCUUCCUCCUGCCCGGCGGCAUCGAGAAGCACCUCAAGAUUAAGACAUGCUCGGUGGCCCUGGAUGUGAUCGAGGAGCUGUGCUGUGAGAUGGGGCUGCAGCACCCAGAGGCUUUUGACGAGUACAUCCUCUUCGUGGUGACCGACAGAGGGCAGAGCGUGCGGCCGCUGACCCGCCGGGAAUACGUCCUGGAUGUGGCUGCCGAGACGGAGCACCGGGAUGCCAGCUACACCUUCUGGUGCCGCCGCGUGGUCUGGAGCCAGCCCCUCAAAUUCGACAAUGAGCUCUACAUCACCGUCCACUACAACCAGGUGCUCCCCGACUACCUCAAAGGGCUGUUCACUGUCCUGCCACCCGCGAGGCCGGGAGAGCAGCACUUCCCACACGUGGCCAAGCUGGCCGCCCUCCAGCACCGAGCCAAGGACCGCCAUCACCUCCCCACCGCGCGGGAGGUGCAGGACUACGUCCCCCCGCAGCUUUUCCGCCUGCUGAAGGCCCAAUCCUGGCUCCACAUGGUGACCCAGCACAUGCAGCAAGCCCAGGCGCUCAGCGCCCACCAGGCCAGGGCACAGUUCCUGGGGCUGCUGAGCGCCUACCCCAUGUUUGGCUCGUCCUUCUUCUACAUCCAGAGCUGCAGCAACAACGCCAUCGUCUCGCCCUGCAUCCUGGCCGUCAACCAGAACGGCCUCAACUUCCUCAGCAAGGAGACCCACGAACCGGUGGCCAAGUUCUCGUUGAAGGAGAUCCAGUCGACGCGGACGCAGCGGCCGACGGCCGGAUCCAGUUAUCCCUACGUGGAGAUCACGCUGGGCGACCUCCUGGCCCAGGGCAUCACCCAGCUGCAGCUGGAGCAGCCGCUGCGGAACAAGUAUUUUUUCGGGGAGGGCUAUACCUACGGGUCUCAGCUGCAGAGACGAGGCCCCGGCCAGGAGCGCCUGUACCCGCGGGGGGCGGGGGACGGCAUUCCCGAGUGGGUGCACGACCUGGUGAUCAGGAAGCUGGUGGAGCACCGGGUGAUUCCCGAGGGCUUUGUGAACAGUGCCGUCAUCAACGACUACCAGCCGGGGGGCUGCAUUGUCUCCCAUGUGGACCCCAUCCAUAUCUUCGAGAGGCCCAUCGUCUCCGUCUCCUUCUUCAGCGACUCGGCGCUCUGCUUCGGGUGUAAAUUCCAGUUCAAACCCAUCAGGGUCUCGGAGCCCGUUCUCUUCCUGCCCGUGAAGAGGGGAAGCGUCACGGUGCUCAGUGGAUAUGCAGCCGAUGAAAUUACACACUGUAUUCGACCACAGGACAUUAAGGAAAGAAGAGCUGUCAUCAUCCUUCGAAAAACAAGACUAGAUGCACCUCGAUUGGAAACAAAAUCCCUGAGUAGCUCUGUGUUGCCACCAGGUUAUAACUCUGACCGUCUAUCGGGAAGCAACCGGGACCAGAUCCUGAAACCAAAGCGGUCCCAUCGCAAAGCAGAUCCUGAUGCUGCUCACAGGCCACGGAUUCUAGAAAUGGAUAAAGAGGAGAACAGGCGCUCAGUCCUCUUACCAAAACAUAGGAGACGGAGCAACUUCAGCUCUGAGAACUAUUGGCGAAGGUCUUACGAGUAUACGGAGGACUGUGACGAGGAAGAGGAGGACGGCAGCCCAGCCAGGAAAGUUAAAAUGAGGCGACACUGAGGAUUGCACUUUCCAGGCUUGUGGAGCUGAUGAGAUUGGCCUCCAGUCUGUGAAAACUUUCUCCUCCCUCUGGCUAUCUUCCAUCUAGCUUCAGUUUUGGUUUUUCCUUUCAGGCUGAAGAGUAAACAGGAAGGAUCUAGGCGAUUUGUUUUUAUGAAUGGAGGAAUGCUGAGACAUACAUAAGGAUGGAACAUGUCCAGUGCACAUGGUGUCCUGAGUCAUGGGUCAAAUGGGCAUCUCUCCCUUAGGAAGCAGAUAAAGUUAUGCCAGGCUGUCUGUUGGGAUUUCUUUUGAAAACACCAAAAAGUUUAACUGUUUCAUUGCGCAAGAUUCAAGAGUUGUAUUUUUGUUUUUUUGCUUUAACUUUGUUCCUUUUCAUGUGUUCUAAAUAUGAUGUUUGACCCCAGGAGCUGAAACUCUCUGUGGUGGCCUCGUAUUCCUUGCUUCACCAAAGGGCUCCUUGGUCUGCUCUUACCUAGUUGUUGUUGGGUUGUGUUUUAAGGGUGCCCUGCAGUAACUGGAAGUUUGAAGCUUUGCAGACCCCUCUUACUGCAAUUGAUUUCAAAGAGUUUAGGACAUUUUUGUUGCACUUUAGUACCAGUUUUAAAUGCUGUAGGUUUCCUUUCCAGUCCCUUUUCACAAGUCAGUGUGGGCUCACCGCCUUGUGUCCCUGCACUGCCCUCUCCGAGAAGAAUGUACUUGAGCUCUGGUUUCUCAGUGCUGGUCUGACCAGGGGUGUAUUUUGGUUGAGGAGGAAGGAGAUGUGGCUGGCUUCAUUUGAGGCUGGCCCAGCAUUGA